GAAGCGGCCGCGAUGGCGCUGGUGCCCUACGAGGAAGGCCGGGCGUUGCAGGGCCUGCGCAGGCCGACGGCCACGUACCGCUUCGCGGGGCGCACCGUCCGCAUCCGGCAGGACUGGGAGCGGCGCGGUGUGGCGGCCGUGGUGUGGGACGCGGCUGUCGUCCUGUCUGCUUAUCUGGAGAUGGGAGGCAUCGAUCUCAGGGAUCGGUCGGUGAUUGAGCUGGGAGCUGGAACUGGAUUGCUGGGAAUAGUGGCCACACUGUUGGGUGCUCGCGUUACCAUCACAGACAGGGAGCCAGCACUAGAAUUCCUGGAGUUGAACGUGUGGGCUAACUUACCUUCUGAACUACACCCAAAGGCUGUGGUGAAGGAACUAACUUGGGGAAAAGACCUAGGCAACUUCUCUCCGGGAGCAUUUGACUUCAUCCUGGGGGCAGACAUCAUUUAUCUCGAAGAAACUUUUGAGGAACUGCUUCAGACAUUGGAGCACCUGUGCUCAGAGCAAACUGUGAUUCUUCUUUCCUGCCGUAUCCGCUAUGAACGGGAUAGCAACUUCUUGAAGAUGCUGAAAGGCCGUUUCUCUGUAAAUGAGGUCCACUAUGAUUACACUGCUUUUACAAUCAGCAACCUUUCUGAGAGCAGGCAGAAAAGAUCAGCCUUGGCUGCUUCUAGACUCAGGAGUGAACCACACCAGCUGUGUAGGGCAGGAGGACAGGAGCAAUGGCCCCAUUGGACAAAGAGCUUCAAGGUGCCUCAGCACCAGAAGUAUCAGGUUUACUGGAUGAUGUACUGACUGCAGAGGGACCUGUGUUACCUGAUUCCUUCAGUGUGAAGUUCAAGACAAACUGCAUUUUUAUCUUACAAACUAACCUGCCUGGGAUUCCCCUCAUUGCAGAGAUGUGGAUUUUGUGAACAAAUAUAGGAACAGCACUAUGAAAGUGCUUAGUUAUGAAAACCACAAAAUCCCACUCAUAAUGAGUCGACCUUUCUUCUUUCCCUUGGUGCAUUGCAUCAGUGAUGGAUUUGUUCUGGCUUUUGUCCCGUGGUUUGAUCCAACCUUGCAGAUUACAUAAUCAAUUUGUGAUCUUUGUAAUGUUUGCUGCCUUCUCUUCUGUUCUCAAAAUCAGCAGUACAUGGCUUAAGAGGAAUGCUUGAAAGUGGGAAAGAUAGCAUAUUUAAACUGUGAAAGGAAAAAAAUCUUUCACACAUUAUUAAACAGAACUAAGUACCACCAAAACAGAUACAAGAAAGGAAGUUUAAAAAUAAGUAUCAGAAGUGGAAGAUUGGAACUUUGGAAGAAUGCAACUUUGUCUUCAGGAUUUACCCUCUAAUUAAUUCAAAUUGAUUGAGAUUUUAAAAGCACUCUGUUUGGGAAAAUACUCAUGAAUACUUACAGCACACCAUGUCAUGAGGAUACCAUCGACUGCUUAAAAUGUGCCCUUUCCUGCAUUCCUAUCUAGCUCUGCCUCUCGAUUAGUGCAAAGGGAAAAUCCUGCUCAAAAAAGAGACUUUUUAGAGUUUUUUAAAGCAUGUUUAUGUGACUGCACAUAAAUGUUUGUGUAAAAAGGGAGUUAUGACAGUUUAUACCACAAAGGUUACAGUAAGAAAAAGCACGUCUUUAUGACAAUAAUUCACAAAUUCACAAGAAUCACUUUAAUAUACAAAGCAAUUACUACCAUUCUGAAAACAUAAAGCAGCUAAUAUGUACAUAGUGUUAAUAAAAUGCAUUAUAACCCAGUACAGCUUUUUUUUUUUUCCUUUUUUUUAAACACAGAUAAAGCACAAAAAAAUAAGUAAAAAAAAUAAACACAACAGGGAUGUUUCUAGAUCUUUGGGGAAAGGUAAAAAAAGGAUUCAUUUUCCCCCAACAAUGGAUUUUCUUUCAGUCUUUUAACUUCCACAGGUACGUGGGAGUUGAGCUCAAAUACCCUGUUCUGUGCUAACAUGGUUUGGGUAAAGAACCAGAAAUGCAGAUGAGGUGAACUUGCCCUUUCCAGCAUACAUUACAAAGGGAGAACAAUAACUCUUGCUCUGGAAGCUUCCCUGAAAAACACUGUUCCAAAACAAUUUUAAAUUAUAAAUCCAGACAACCAGAAACUCAUUUUUGAAGUGAACAACUGAUCUGUGGACAAGCCUGUGGAGGGGCUGGCUGCCAACGAGCACCUCUUUUUGCCCUGUUCCCCAUCGCAUCCAUAGAAGUCCAUAUCAGCAGCACAGCAUUAAAUCCCAUACAAAGUCGCAGUUCAGAAUUUUUAAACUUUAUGUUUUAAUAUAAAUAAAUGUUAUUACACACACACACACACAAAAAAAAAAAAUGGAGUGGCACCUGGAUAAAACACAGCUUGUGGAGAGCAUCCAUUUACCCUCAGUUCUUAACGGUGGCCAUUUCCAGACAACUGACCAGCUCAAGACCUUCCCCUUGCUCUCACUCAGCUAUUCCCUAAUUUAGAGAAACAGAUUGCUGAAGCUGAGACUGAGUGAACUGACUGCUCCCAAGCAAUGAGAACAGCAAGUGCUCAGCUCACGGAGGAGCGCUAACCAUGGAUCACUAUGGCUGCUCCCUGACCCUUUCCCUGUCAGCACACAGCUCCCAGGGACAGCUGGCUUUCCUCCUCCUUGUUGGUGAAAGUGAGACCUAGACUCACUGCCGUGGACCACAGGCCAAGAACUGCACUUGUAGCACCAGAACAGGUCGGUGUCUUCAAUUUGUGCUACAAAAAAUAGCCAGAGCAAGUCUCUUUGUAGGACAGAGCUUAAGUACAUGUAAAAAGUACAUUCCAAGACAAAACACUUAAAAUGCAACCCCUCUUACCACCUGGAUCUGGUCCCUUUCCCUAAAAGAUGCACAGAUUUAAGCCAUGUCUAUCCACAAUCCCGAACCUGCCACCAGCACACAGCAGAAAGAACUUCAGCUGAGCUUCACGAUACAUUCAGGUUUCUGCAAAAUCAGUCUUAUCCAGCCAGCAAAUACAAAAGCUCAGGGAAAUGAGUUCCCAGGCACAGUACAUGAGAACCAUGAAAGUACUGUAUGCUUUUAAAACCUGCUUACCGUGACAGAUUUCAGGAUUAUAGCUAACUUAUCAUUUCUGCACAAAUAAGUUAGUUGUGCUUUUUUUUCUUUUAAAGCAAAGUGACACACUGUCAGCAUACCUUUAAUUCCCAGUGUCAAAAAUUUAUAAAGCGUUUUGAUUUAUUUUCUUGGAAUGCAGCUUUUAAAAUGCGCAGCUAAAUCUCAAAUUAAGGGGAAUAAAGAGGCUGAGAAAGAGCUGGGCUUUCUUUCUGAGUUAUCUCCCUUUCUCACCUGGGAUCACUGAACCUGUUCUGUCUAAAAAUAAUGCCACAUCCAUCCUGUACCUACUGCUCUGAGACACCACAUACUUAAUUCUUUGCCAUCUUCAGUACCACCCACUCACAUCUCCUGCCAGUCUGAAGCAGUGCCUGCUGGAAGCCAGGUGCUGAUCAGCAAGUUACACUGGAGAAAGAGCCAACUGCUGUGGGGAGAGGAGUGAAUUGUGUGCAGGCAGCGGGAUCGCAGCAAUUGUGCCCGGGAGCUUCUUAAGCAAACCCAAUUUUUCUUUUUUUUUUUUCUAUGCUUUUUUAUUAUUAUUAUUAUUUUUAUUUAAAAAGUGCACAUUUUAAUUAAACAUUUACAAAGGAUAUCGUGUAACAAAAAUAAAUACAUGACCUUUUGGUUAGAUCAUUGGCAAAUGUGACAUCACUAACCAUCUUCAGGGUAAAAAAUGACAAUAAAAACAGGGUCUUAGAAAACCAAUGACAUCCCCUAUGAAUUGUCAUGCAUUUGCAACCACUGAUAAUGAACUUGCUGUGAUGCAGAGACCAGUCUUUAGCCCACAGAAAGCACUGGCUCUCUGUCUAACACGAUAAAAAGGCAGAGGCUAGUCUUUGCUCAGAUGACUACUUGCAGCUGCUGUCUACUGGAAGCCCAGAUUUAAAAAACAAAACAAGACUGUAGUACAAAUUUUGAUCAGAAACUAUCAGGGCUGUUUUCCUUAUUAAAUCUAACUUUUUUUUUCCUGAGCCUCUUAAUGAUUCCAAACGCCCCUCCGAUUUUCUGAUCAAUGUAAAGUACCAGAGAAGAUAGUGGUCUGCGACACAAACACGACCUACAGAAGAGCCAGAACCUACAGGAGUCUGUACAGUCCUGACAGCGUGACAGGCUACAAUUGUGCUUUCAGAUACAAGCAACUACCUGCUUCUGGUGAAAUCGCUGCUUACAUACAAAUGCACUGCUGCUACUCUAGGAGGAAAACAGAAGUCUUACCAGUGGUUCCUUUAAAAAGCAACACCUCAACAACCAUUCCAAUUGUUUUGCCUUUGAUAUAUAGCUGCCAAAGAGAAAAAGCACAAAAGUGAGUUAUUCUGGGGGGUGGUGGCUGUUGUAAAACAACUGUUUACAUCAUUUCAAAAAUCUCUGUCAAAAAAAAAAAAAAGAUAAAAACAAA
Lagopus muta (rock ptarmigan) is the source of this 4462-nucleotide messenger RNA. RefSeq names its product methyltransferase 21A, HSPA lysine (gene METTL21A). Gene Ontology annotation, cellular component: cytoplasm; cytosol. NCBI's taxonomy places the organism in Eukaryota, Metazoa, Chordata, Aves, Galliformes, Phasianidae. Gene Ontology annotation, biological process: peptidyl-lysine methylation. The record is from RefSeq and is a predicted model, not a curated record. The coding region runs from base 13 to 792 and encodes 259 amino acids. Gene Ontology annotation, molecular function: protein-lysine N-methyltransferase activity. The transcript has 5 exons.